Penicillium olsonii is the source of this 2148-nucleotide messenger RNA. The record is from the annotation of a GenBank genome assembly. NCBI's taxonomy places the organism in Eukaryota, Fungi, Ascomycota, Eurotiomycetes, Eurotiales, Aspergillaceae.
AUGUCAGUAGCAAUCAUUGGUGCUGGUCCUUCCGGCCUGGUCACGGCCAAAACCUUGCUGGACCACGGUUUCUCGCCAGUGAUAUUCGACACCCAGCGUCAAGUCGGUGGACUGUGGAAUGUCUGUCCAGACAAUCAGCCGGUCACACUGGACCCUCAGAUGCCAACCAAUCUCAGUCGAUUCACGGUAGCUUUCUCGGAUCUCGAUUGGGAGUCGGUGCUGGAUGAGGUUCCUGUGUUCCCCCGCGCUAGACAAGUGGCUCGCUAUCUGUCUUGCUAUGCGGAGCGAUAUAUCCCAAAGGACAUUUUGAGACUGGGAUGCAAAGUCGUGGCGACAGAGCGCAGAGACAAUGGCGUGAGAUGGAAAGUCCAGUGGCUUCAAGACUAUGGCGCCCCGACUGAAAAGCUCUGUUCGGAGGAUUUCGACUUCCUCGUAAUCGCAUCGGGCUAUUUCGCGGAGAAAUACAUCCCCAGUAUACCGGGGCUGGCGGAAUUUUCCGACCAUGUCAUCCACAGCUCGACUCUUCACCGACGUGAGAGCCCGUCUCAUGCCCGUGGAGAUAAUGAGACGCAAGGCACGACGCUUGUCAUUGGUGGCAGUAUGUCGGGCGUCGAAGCCGCAUCUGCUGUAGCCCUGGGCCAAUCGUCCCUGUCUGCUCAUAUGCGAGAGAUGCCGACCGCCCAGAACAAAGUGCAUCACAUACACUCGAGACCCUUCUGGGCUCUACCGACCUAUCUUCCCCAUGGGCCUGAAGAUAAUCCCUCAUUUCAACCCCUGGACUUGGCCAUGUAUGACCUGAGUCGCCGGCCCCCGGGGCCAGUAGAAUACGCGUUGGGGCCCAUCCCGGAAGAAAAAGUAGCCAAGACGAAUGGGUAUUUCCAAUCAUUGCUGGGAGAUGAUUACGAGAAGAUCGCGCAUAUGGCCACGGGACAAACUAAGAUUAUGCCCCCGUGGGUUGCCAUCGGUAAUGAUUACGCCGAGUUUGUCCGAGCUGGAGCUAUCCAGGCGUCAAUGGGUCGGGUCUUGUCUGUACAUCCCGGCACCAGGCUGGCUUCUGUGCAGUAUGCCGAGCCAAACGGGGAUAUCAAGACGAUAGAAGACGUUGGAACAAUCGUCAUGGCUACAGGGUUCACACCAUUCAAAGCCCUCUCGGUCCUGCCAGAGCCUGUACUUUCGAAACUGGAAUACUGCUCGACCGACCCCUUCUCACCAUUGAUUCUCGACAAGGGCGGCACCGUGCGAUUCGAGAUUCCAGACGUUGGAUUCGUCGGCUUCUACCGAGGCCCAUACUGGGGCAUCAUGGAAAUGCAAGCCCGAUUCCUCGGACACCUCUGGUCCGGGACCGAAGCAGUCUACACAGAAGAGCAAAAGGCAAGUCUUCGACUCAUCAGGGCCGCAGACCCAGACCUAGCACGAGGCCAAUUUCCGAUGGGCGACUAUGUAGGCUUGAUGGAGACCUUCGCCAAGGAAUUGGGUAUCCGUCGCACCGUCCUGGAUGGCGACCAGUCUGGGCCUGUGAUCCCUGCUCGCUACCGGGACACGUCAAUGUGUCAGGGACGAUCGACGGGGAACGAAAGCGAAGCGACUAGAACAUUGGUUGCGUUGGGGGAUGCGCUGCAUGGAGCUGCAGCUAGGACGGGCGCGGCUUCGGCGAUCUUCCGGGCUUUGCAUGGAGUGUGGAAAUCCAUGCAUGCUUCAGGGAUUGAUGAAACGGCUGGCGAGGUGAUUUUUCGUCCUCGCUAUCCGACUAGUCCGGCUUAUGACAGGGAGUACGUGGUUGAAACGGGGUGUGUGACUGGACAGUCGUGGGGGAAGAAGUAUUCUCUCCUGCGCUUGGCGGAAACCCCUUCUCGUACUACUUCGAUUGAGUGGUGGUCUGUGAGCUUGGCGGAUGAGAUUGAAGCGGAUUGUAUAUCCGGACGUUGGGCCUUGACUCCGCUUCGUCGAGAGUCGGAUGGCGGGGCCGAUGCUGGGUAUGUGAUAUCUGCGAGAAGUGUUGGACCCUCUGGAGAAACACUCUUGUACACCUUCCACUUCAGAGGUGUUUCAAUUGCAACCUGGGAGUGUGUAGAAUUGGGUGGUUCCACCGAAGAAUAUUCGGAACUCGAUGGACCGACGUAUAGAUCACGAACUGUCUAUCGAAGGUAG